AUGCAGUUUCGCCUCUUCUCUUUUGCCCUCAUUAUCCUGAACUGUAUGGAUUACAGCCACUGCCAAGGCAACCGAUGGAGACGCAACAAGCGAGCUAGUUAUGUAUCAAAUCCCAUUUGCAAGGGUUGCUUGUCCUGUUCAAAGGACAAUGGAUGCAGCCGAUGUCAACAGAAGUUGUUCUUCUUCCUUCGAAGAGAAGGCAUGCGCCAGUAUGGAGAGUGCCUGCAUUCCUGCCCAUCAGGGUACUAUGGACACCGAGCACCAGAUAUGAACAGAUGUGCAAGAUGCAGAAUAGAAAACUGUGAUUCUUGCUUUAGCAAAGACUUUUGUACCAAGUGCAAAGUAGGCUUUUAUUUGCAUAGAGGCCGUUGCUUUGAUGAAUGUCCAGAUGGUUUUGCACCAUUAGAUGAAACCAUGGAAUGUGUGGAAGGAUGUGAAGUUGGUCAUUGGAGUGAAUGGGGAACUUGUAGCAGAAAUAAUCGCACAUGUGGAUUUAAAUGGGGUCUGGAAACCAGAACACGGCAAAUAGUUAAAAAGCCUGCAAAAGACACGAUACCAUGUCCAACCAUCGCUGAGUCCAGAAGAUGUAAGAUGGCCAUGAGGCAUUGUCCAGGAGGGAAGAGGGCACCCAAGGCAAAGGAGAAGAAGAACAAGAAAAAGAAGAGGAAGCUGAUAGAAAGAGCCCAGGAGCAACACAGCGUCUUCCUAGCUACAGACAGGGCUAAUCAGUAA
Messenger RNA from Equus caballus (horse), 732 nucleotides. RefSeq names its product R-spondin 2 (gene RSPO2). Lineage: Eukaryota; Metazoa; Chordata; Mammalia; Perissodactyla; Equidae. The record is from RefSeq and is marked provisional.